CAUGAAGACGUUCAUCUCGACAUAUUCAUCUGUUCUUCCCCUCCUAUUAUGCUCGAUUCAUUUUCCGUGAGCUACAAGCUCACCGCGAAGCGGGCCAGGAUAUUUCAAGUCUCUACUAUCAUUGCAACAAUCGCCAUUUUCGCCUAUAAUUUCAUCACGACAUGUUCCCCAAGCUUAUCUUUGACCUAUUCUCAAGACUGCAGCAAGACGUUGCUUCCGGCCGGUUCCACGUUCAACUACAAAUGGUUCAAGAUGACAAGCGGGGUCCAACUAGAUUAUGAUGGGUUUAUACCGCAGAACUGCAGCCUUAAAAACGUCGUCAUUCGACAGUGGUUCACAGCUAUGCCCAUCUACAUGGCCGACAUGGACAUAGACUGCGACCAGGGCGUCAGUUUGUCCGUAUUCGAUCUAACCACCAGCUUUCGGGAUCAACAUUUCGAGGAUUUUAAAGCAACCGCCGCUUUUUUCAGGAAUUAUCCGAAAGGCGUGGGUCCGUUUGAAGCUUUGGGAUUCAAGUACAACAUGCCUGCCUACCCCGUACAAGCGAUACUUCUCUUCAACGGUACUUCGAUUACAGAAUCUCUUGAUACUUCUGACAAGGAUCCCCAGCAAAAUCUAUAUUUCGAGACGAUGCGGCUUGCGUUGGAAGAGGUUCAGGACAACACUCUCCCUGGCGUGAGAUAUCAAUGUAGUCAAUGCAGCCGGAAUGCGGACUGGACUGGACAAAUGGGCUCCUUACUCUGGAAACUUUUUUAUAACACUGCCAACACUGUUGGUUCCGCCAUUGGUAUCAUCCUGUUUGCCAUAACCCUGGGAAUGAAGAACGAUCUUAUGGAGCUUUUGCGGCGCCAGCAAAUGUCCAAGGGAACAGACUAUCUCCAUGUAGCCUUGUUAUAAAAAAAGAUCUCCGUG
Gamsiella multidivaricata is the source of this 912-nucleotide messenger RNA. RefSeq lists its product as uncharacterized. The transcript has a single exon. Bases 49 to 897 code for a protein of 282 amino acids. The record is from RefSeq and is a predicted model, not a curated record. Lineage: Eukaryota; Fungi; Mortierellomycota; Mortierellomycetes; Mortierellales; Mortierellaceae.